Messenger RNA from Dipodomys ordii (Ord's kangaroo rat), 459 nucleotides. It is a transcript of the gene Il38, whose product is annotated as interleukin 1 family, member 10 (theta). Bases 1 to 459 code for a protein of 152 amino acids. The transcript is spliced from 4 exons. Gene Ontology annotation, biological process: inflammatory response to antigenic stimulus; cellular response to lipopolysaccharide; cytokine-mediated signaling pathway. Lineage: Eukaryota; Metazoa; Chordata; Mammalia; Rodentia; Heteromyidae. Gene Ontology annotation, molecular function: cytokine activity; interleukin-1 receptor binding. The record is from RefSeq and is a predicted model, not a curated record.
AUGUGCUCCCUCCCUAUGGCAAGAUACUGUAUAAUCAAAGAUGUGGAUCAGAAGGCUCUGUAUAUACGAGACGGCCAGCUUCUGGUAGGAGAUCCAGACACAGACAACUGUACUGCAGAAAAGAUCUGUAUACUUCCUAACAGAGGCCUGGACCGCACCAAGGUCCCCAUCUUCCUGGGAGUCCAUGGAGGAAGUUGCUGCCUGGCAUGUGUGGAGACAAGAGAGGGGCCUUCUCUACAGCUGGAGGAUGUGAACAUCGAGGAUCUGUACAAGGGAGGUGAACGGGCCACACGCUUCACCUUCUUUCAGAGCAGCUUGGGCUCUGCCUUCAGGCUGGAGGCUGCUGCCUAUCCUGGAUGGUUCCUCUGUGGCCCAGCUGAACCCCAUCAGCCAAUACAGCUCACCAAAGAUAGUGAAUCUUUGGCUCGCACUGAGUUCUACUUUGAACAAAGUCGGUAA